CACCACGCAGCCCCCCUUCUUCAAACCCACUAUUUUUUGAAACCCUCCAUUGCAGUCACGAGGUCUUAUUUCGGGUUGAACAUUAGGGAAUCAACAGCCAUUUGAUGGACUCUGCGUCUUCAUAAGUGAAAUUCAAGGACAGUCGGGGGCCUCGCCAUGUCUGCUGCCCGUGCCAAGUUGGCCGAGCUGCGCGCUCUCCGAGCCGCCGGAAAGAAACGCCUGUCCACCUAUGAGGUGGAGGAACAGGGCGACGUCUACGAAGAGGUCGACGACGAAGGCUACAAGAAGAUUAUCCGCAACCGACUCGACCAGGACGACUUCGUGGUCGACGACAACGGUGAGGGCUACGCGGACGACGGUCGCGAGGUCUGGAACGAGCGCGGCGGCGCCGACUACGACAGCGAGAGCGAGGACGAUGAGUUACCCGCCCGGAGCAAGGCAGCCAAGCGCAAACGGGAGGAAGAGAAGCAGAGGAAGGAGAAAAUCACCAACGGGAUCUCGAAAUACUUUAACAGCGGGGCUGUGCCGUCUGCGCCGAAGCCUAAGCCAGUAGCCACCGCAGAGGAUGAUGCGUUCAUGGCCGACCUCCUUGGAGAGGUCGAUACCAAUGUCGUUCCACAGCGCCUACCGACCCGAAACAUUGUCAAGUCCGAGACUCGACGCAAAGUCCGCAUCCUUUCCCCUCCGCUGUCGGAUCUAACGCGAAAGAAUGUUCGGAUUAAGAGGGAUGAAAAUAGCGACCCAGUAUCCCCAGUCAAGGACCAGGCGGAGAGCAUUCUCGACGAGGACGAUGAUGGCCCGCUUCCCAGCAUGGAUGAGGACUUCCCCAUGAGUGACCCGAUGCCUUCGUCGCCUAUUAGCAAGGCCAUCGAGAGAAAGACAACGACUGUACCAGUGAAGGUGGAAGAGUCCGAUGAGGACGACACCGAUUUGAUGGAGGUGGCACAAGCUACCGGGCAGAACGAAGCCAAGGCAGCAAGUAUCAACAUGACAGGCAGCCGACCUGUGCCGAAGCUCAAGAAGGAGUCGUAUCCCUCAAUCGCCAGCUCUUCCCCUGCCAAGGCUCUCCCGGAGGUCGAUGCGUCUUGGAACGACGUUCGAAGCAAGCUGAACGUUCUCAGCAGCCCCGCCCAAUCCGAAAUGCGCACCUUCGGCAAGCUACGUCCACAGGACGUGGUUGAGGAGGAUGGAAGCUUCCGCAUGUUCUGGAUGGAUUUCACCGAGGUAAAUGGGAGUCUUUGCUUGUUUGGAAAGGUCAAGAACCGACAGACGGGCUCUUACGCCAGUGCAUUCGUCAAAGUCGACAACAUUCUCCGGAAACUCUACUUCCUCCCUCGAGAAACCCGUCACAAGCAUGGACGUGAGACCGACGAAGAGGUGGAUAUGGAAGACGUCUAUCGCGAAGUAGACGAGAUGAUGUCGAGGUUAAAGGUGGGCAUGCACAAAAUCAAACCGUGCACGCGCAAAUAUGCAUUCGAGGUACCCGGGAUUCCCAAGGAAACGGAGUAUCUGAAGCUUCUCUACCCUUAUGAUAAGCCCGGGUUGCCCAUGGACACCAAGGGGGAGACAUUCUCCCAUGUCUUCGGUACCAACACGGCUUUGUUCGAACAGUUUGUGCUCUGGAAGAACAUUAUGGGUCCUUGUUGGCUCAGGAUCGAGGAAGCUGAUUUCUCUGCUGUCAACAACGCCUCUUGGUGCAAAUUUGAAUGUCAAGUAUCAAAGCCGGCACUCAUCUCCCCAGUGCCCGAUUCGGAAAAUCUGGACGCACCUCCUCUUACCUUGAUGAGUCUGUCCUUCCGGACGCAACUUAACGUCAAAGAGAACAAGCAGGAGAUCUUGGUGGCGAGCGCCAGAGUGUACGAGAAUGUCUCUCUCACGGACACUACACCUCCGGAGAAACUGCCUUGCAAGACUUUCACGGUCAUGCGACCAGUAGGCACAUCUUAUCCCAUGCACUUCGAAGCCGAAACUCGGAACCAACGAGGUACUUUCAUGCUAGAAAGAAGUGAGCAGUUCCUGCUCAGUAAAUUCCUGGCUCUUUUCGAAAAGAUGGAUCCCGAUGUCCUCAUGGGGCACCAGCUUCAGGAGGUUGACCUCAGCAUCCUACUCAGUCGACUCAAGGAGAAGAAAACGCCCGGAUGGCAUCGUCUGGGGCGACUGAAGCGUGGAGACUGGCCUAAAAACUUCAACCGGGGAGGAGGAUUCUUUGCUGAGCGGCAUCUGAUCGCAGGACGAUUGAUGUGCGACGUGGCUAAUGACAUGGGCAAGUCUCUGAUGAUGAAAUGUCAAUCUUGGAGCUUGACGGAGAUGUGUGAGCUCUACUUAGGACAGGGCAACACGCGGCAAGAACUUGACACCGAAGCAGCUUUGAAAUCUUGGGCCGGGACCAAAGAUGGUCUCAUGAAUUUUGUGAAUCACUGUGACGCGGACACCUAUUUCAUCGCUGCCCUUGUCUUGAAACUGCAGAUGUUGCCUCUGACCAAGGUGCUUACCAAUAUCGCGGGUAACUCCUGGGCAAGGACACUCAGUGGUACUCGCGCCGAGCGGAAUGAAUAUAUUUUGCUCCACGAAUUCCACCGCAACAAGUACAUCUGUCCCGAUAAGUACUCUUCCAGGCUACAAAAAGCGGAAGAGAAACUUCAGGAAGGUGACGAAGAUGACUCGGCGGACAAGAAGAAGAAGGACAAGUACAAGGGUGGUCUCGUCUUUGAGCCCGAGAAGGGCCUCUACGACCGCUUUGUCCUGGUCAUGGACUUCAACAGUCUGUACCCUAGUAUCAUCCAGGAAUACAACAUCUGCUUCACAACAGUGGAACGGACGGCAACCGCUGAGAACGACAAGGAAGAAAAAGUGCCCGAGGUUCCAUCGUCCGAGCAAGAGCAGGGUAUCCUGCCUCGUCUCAUCGCAACCUUGGUUGGUCGUCGACGUGAGGUGAAGAAGUUGAUGAAAGACAAACGCGCGACGCCUGAGCAGCUAGCUUUGUGGGAUACCAAGCAACUGGCCUUCAAGCUGACGGCCAACUCCAUGUACGGCUGUCUGGGUUAUACGCAAAGUCGCUUUUAUGCUCGUCCCUUGGCCAUGCUUACCACGUUCAAAGGACGUGAAAUUCUCAGAAGCACCAAGGAGCUCGCAGAGUCGAAGCAGCUUCGAGUCAUUUAUGGUGAUACUGACUCCGUCAUGAUUAACACGAAUAUGGACACUAUCAGUGAUGCCAUCAAGGUCGGUGAGGACUUCAAAAAGUCUGUCAAUGAGCGUUACCGACUUUUGGAGAUUGACAUCGAUAACAUCUUCCGUCGUCUCCUGCUGCAUGCCAAGAAGAAGUACGCUGCCGUCAAUAUCACAGAAGUAGAUGGCAAGUACAUCGACAAGCUGGAAGUCAAGGGUCUUGACAUGAAGAGGCGUGAGUACUGCUCGCUGUCGAAGGAGGUUUCUCAGAAACUGUUGAAUGAGGUUCUCUCGGGCGAGGAUCAAGAACUCGUUCUCAAUCGCAUACACGACUACCUGCGCGAGCUUGCAAGCAAGAUGCGAGAAUUCACUGUCCCGGUGCAAAAAUACGUUAUUUACACGAAACUCUCCAAGCGACCCGAAGAAUAUCCCAACAAAGAGACGAUGCCCCCAGUACAGGUUGCUUUGCGUGAGCUUGCGCGAGGAAAGACGGUUCGUCCCAAUGACGUUAUCUCGUACAUUGUGACUAGUGGGGACUCGGAGACUGCAUCCCUGCCGCCAGCCAAGCGUUCAUAUACGCUGCAAGAUGUGAUGAAGCCUGACUCGGAGCUCAAGCCCGACAUCGAGUUCUACCUGCUGAAACAGAUAUUCCCCCCGAUCGAGCGUCUUUGUGCUCCCAUCCCUGGCACUGAUGCUGUUCGGCUGGCGGAGUGCUUGGGUCUCGAUGUGCGCAAGUACCAAAUCAAUACAUCUAGUGCAAGUAAUCAGCAAAACGCCGACAUCUUCCCGCUGGAGUCGCAAAUCCCCGAUUCUGUCCGAUUCGAGAGUGCAGCACGGCUCACUCUCACCUGUCGGUCCUGCAAAGAGAAAACGGUAUUCGAAGGUUUGGUCGGGUCUACGCAUAUGUGCACCGCCAAUGGUGUGAUUUGUCCCAACCAAGCCUGCCGAAAAACUUUCUCGGUUUUGACUAUUGUUGCGCAACUGGAAACGCAAAUCCGGGCGCAGACGUCCAAGUACUACGAGGGCUGGCUCAUCUGCGACGAUUCAGCCUGCGGUAACCGCACCCGUCAGAUCAGCGUGUACGGACACCGCUGUCUUGGCCCACGCGGCCAUGCUGAGGGCUGUCUUGGUCGCAUGUCUUAUGAGUACACUGAGAAGCAGAUGUACAACCAGUUGCUUUACUUUGCCGGACUGUGGGAUGUGGAGAAGGCCCGGCGCGCGGCUGAGAAAGAUGGCAGUGGAGAGAAGAAAGACAGUGUAGCCGCAUACUCGCCUGUCAUCAUGUCGGUCAAGAAAGUCCUGGUCAUUGCGGGGUCGGACAGCUCCGGGGGCGCGGGUCUAGAAGCUGAUCAGAGAGUUCUGGCUGCUCAUGGCGUCUACGCACUGACCGCAGCCACCGGUCUCACUGCCCAAAACACACUGGGCGUGCAAGAUAUCUUCAUUGUUCCUGCUGAGUUUGUCAAGAAGCAGAUCAAUGCUGGCCUUGAAGAUGUCGGUGCAGAUGUUGUCAAAUUGGGAAUGCUCUCCUCUGCGGAGACCAUUGAGGCUAUUGCGGAAGCUCUGGUCACGCAUCAAAUUCCUACGGUGGUGCUAGACCCGGUUAUGGUGUCAACAAGUGGAUCGCAAUUGCUCCCCGAAGCCGCCGUACAGGUCUUGCGAUCUAAGUUGCUACCCCUGACCACUAUUCUUACCCCGAACAUCCCGGAGGCUCUGCUACUUCUGAAGGACUCCGGAGUCAAUGCCUCCGAGCCGACUGACCUCCCUGGGAUGGUACAGCUCGCUAGACAGAUCUGUUACUUGGGCUCAAAAGGCGUCCUGCUCAAGGGCGGUCAUCUGCCCCUCACCCGAGAUCACAAAAUUCCGCAGAAUCAAGACGAUGCGUGCAUCGUCGUCGAUGUUCUAUAUGACGGUGAGGAGGUCACGCUGUUCGAGACCGACUUCCUUAUCUCAAAGAACACGCAUGGCACGGGCUGUUCCCUUGCCUCGGCUAUCGCAGCCAACUUGGCUCUCGGCCAGAGUAUGAAGCGGGCGGUCCGGAGCGCUGUUCGGUUCGUCGAGGCAGGUAUCAAGACCAGCUUUGACAUUGGGAAGGGCAGUGGGCCGAUCAACCACUUCCAUUCGUUGCAUAGCCUGCCGUUUGCUCCUGGUCGCUUCAUCGAGUAUGCUCUGGAUCGUCCCGACGUGGAGGGGGUCUGGAGUAAGUUUACACAGCAUGAGUUCGUCCGGCAGCUGGGCGAUGGUACACUGCCGGUGGAGAGGUUCAAAGCAUACCUUGUCCAAGACUAUCUUUACUUGAUUCAAUUUGCGCGGAGCAAUGCUCUUGCUGCGUACAAGGCAGGGAGCAUGGAAUCUAUUGCCGCGUCAGCACAAAUCGUCCUACAUAUCCAGCGCGAAACAGCGUUACACUUGGAUUACUGUGCCUCCUUCGGGUUGACCAAAGAGGAGAUGGAGAAGACUCCGGAGACUAUCGCGUGCACGGCAUACAGCCGGUAUAUUCUCGAUGUCGGCCAGUCAGAAGACUGGCUUGCGCUACAGAUGGCUCUUGCGCCUUGCUUAAUCGGUUACGGGGCUAUCGCGCAGCGACUCUACUCAGACAAAGAGUCGGUGCGGGAGGGCAACCGCUACUGGAAGUGGGUUGAGAAUUACGUCGCUGACGACUACACCGAGGCAGUGCGUCUGGGAUCCGAAUUGCUUGAAAAGCAUAUGCGAGACGUCUCGCCCAGUCGGAUGGAGGAAUUGAUUAAGAUUUUCGUGCGGGCGACGGAGUUGGAGAUCAGAUUCUGGGACAUGGGUCUGGGUGGUGGCGAAUCUUGAUAGCCAUUGUUUGGUUUCUGGCACGGGUGAAGGGUGUGUUGUAUGAGUACUGCCAGUAGAAAGUACAUGGAUAUUUUGAAUCCAGAUGGUACAGUAG
This is a messenger RNA of Aspergillus saccharolyticus JOP 1030-1, 6076 nucleotides long. Its product is annotated as DNA-directed DNA polymerase alpha catalytic subunit POL1. Bases 157 to 5979 code for a protein of 1940 amino acids. Gene Ontology annotation, molecular function: thiaminase activity; phosphomethylpyrimidine kinase activity; DNA-directed DNA polymerase activity. The transcript is spliced from 14 exons. Lineage: Eukaryota; Fungi; Ascomycota; Eurotiomycetes; Eurotiales; Aspergillaceae. The record is from RefSeq and is a predicted model, not a curated record. Gene Ontology annotation, biological process: leading strand elongation; DNA replication; lagging strand elongation. Gene Ontology annotation, cellular component: alpha DNA polymerase:primase complex.